Molecule: messenger RNA, 1998 nt
Organism: Fundulus heteroclitus (mummichog)
Lineage: Eukaryota; Metazoa; Chordata; Actinopteri; Cyprinodontiformes; Fundulidae
Gene: cmpk2
Product: cytidine monophosphate (UMP-CMP) kinase 2, mitochondrial
Exons: 5
Coding region: 80-1462 (460 amino acids)
Biological process (GO): dTTP biosynthetic process; dUDP biosynthetic process; dTDP biosynthetic process
Cellular component (GO): mitochondrion; cytoplasm
Molecular function (GO): dTMP kinase activity
Source: RefSeq, a predicted model, not a curated record
GAUUUAAAACACUCGGCGGUGACGUGCAGUGCCAAAGGUCUGUGAACAUUUCAAAGCCCUAACUUUAACUUUUGGAUUCAUGGAAACAGUUUGUUUACUGGCUCUAAGUUUCGUUUUCGCCCUCUGCUCGGUAACUUUCGUUUUCCUUUCUGCGGCAGAGCGGCGCGCAGCGGCAGAGCGGCUCAGACUCAGAAAGCCUGUGCGUCAAACCAUGGCCAGGAGCCUGAAGCCUCUCGUCCAGCGCUGGAGCUCCCGGGUCUUUUCCGUGGAGCUGGAUGGAGCGCCUCUGUACUUUGGAGUCAGAGAGAAGCUCCGAGGAGGACCGGCCUCCCCUGCUGCCUUCUCCAAGCUGCAGCAGGAGGACAGGUGCUACUCCCUGCUGGUCUGCAGCUUGGACAGGAUCAGAGGAGACAGGUUUCACUGGGAGCUCAGGGACAAACUGCUGAGGGACUUGCCUCCGGGCUCUGAUGUCACCUCCAUGUCCUCCUUCCUCCCAGAGGAGAAGGGCUCUCUGCUCAAAGGCUACUUCUUUAAAAGCAGGGCUGAUGAUUCCCUCCAGGUGGAGGAGCUGUUAGGCGACCUGGAGCAGCGUGACCCGGUGUUGGUGUGUUCCUACUCUCGGAGUGAAGACGGUCAGCAGUGGACCCAGAGUCUGAGGUCUGCAGAGAACCACCUGCUCAGGUUCUACGUGGUGCCUUCAGAAGCGCCAGAGCAUCAUCCGUCUGUCCUCAACAUGAUCAACUCCGAUGUUUUCUACAGCUUGGAUGAGGCCAGCGAAGUGCUGCGAAAGUGCGAUGACAUCAUCCCAGAGACCAGGUCUGUGCUGAGGAUGCUUCCCAGCAGAGUGGAUGCCAGAAGCAGACCAGACUUCCCCGUUAUUGUCGUAGAGGGCCUGGAUGCCACAGGUAAGACCACGCUGACGGAGUCUCUGCGGGACGCCUUGGGCGCCGCGCUCCUGCGGUCCCCUCCCCAGUGCUUGUCCACCUGGAGGGCCCGCUUCGAUCGGGAGCCGCCCCUCAUUCGGAGGGCCUUCUACGCGGCGGGCAACUACAUCACUGCCGAGCAAAUCUGCCAGGAGGCCACCAGGUCGCCCGUUAUCGUCGACAGGUUCUGGCACAGCACAGCAGCUUACGCCAUCGCCACUGCGGUAACCGGCCCGGUGGGCAACCUGCCACACGAGGGCUCCGAGGUGUACUGCUGGCCCAGUGACCUCCUCCAGCCCAGCCUGGUGGUCCUGCUCACUCUGGACCCAGAGGAGAGGAAGAGGAGGCUGAGGAGCAGAGGUCUGAUGAAGACCGAUGAGGAGCAGGAGCUGGAUCACAACAAACUUUUCAGACUCAGAGUUGAGGAAGCUUAUCGGAGGAUCAUCGGCCCAGCCUGCAUCACCGUGGAUGCGAGCCCCUCUGCAGACCUAGUGCUCCAACAAGCGCUGCUUUUAAUUAGGGCCAAAUGCCACUUGUAAACAUUUCUCCCCCCCCAGCUGGCAGCCGAGGAGCCAGCGGGUGCAGUACCAGCUCUGGCCACUGGAUGCCAGUAAGGUGCUGUGAGUGAGGCGGCAGGAGGGCAGGGGGCCAGAUUGGAGUGUGGAAAAGAGAUUCUGCUCACAAUGAGCAAAGGUUGAGUGGCCAGGAGCCAGAACGGCAUGCUGCAGACAAAAAUACAUAUUAAUGGAGAACACAAACAUUUUCACACAGGAGGAUUGUCAAAAAAAAAAAGUCUGCAGUUCACUUCUAGCUGUGCUUUCUCACAAUAGGUUGUUGUGCAGCUCUCAGAAUCACACUUCUGUAAAUAUAACUAUUGGUUGAGUUGUUUUAAGUUUUCAGAAAUAAACUCUAAAUCUGAGCACAUCUUCAGGAAAAUAGACUCAAAGUGUGCAUUGCAAGCUCUGGCCAGAUAGUUAAACUCAAUUAAAACAACUUUGUUCAAUGCUAAGCAUGGCGCCAUAAUACGAAAUGCAUGCAACAAGUGUAAAUAAAAUGUCUAACUGUUGUCUCACUA